GUUUUCGAGUGUGGGACCGACUUCGACCUCGACACGGUGCACCGCUUCGACGCCUCGACGUCCAGCUGGACGGUCGUGAGCCGCAUGCAGACGGCGCGAUCUGGCUGCGCGGUGGCCGUCAUGGCUGGUGCUAUUUACGUCGUCGGAGGUGGCACUGGAGGCGGCAACGGCGUCUUCCCGCAGCCCCUGCGCCUGGCGGUGCGCUUCUGGCCCGGGGCGGGGCGGUGGGAG
Messenger RNA from Prorocentrum cordatum, 231 nucleotides. The record is from the annotation of a GenBank genome assembly. NCBI's taxonomy places the organism in Eukaryota, Dinophyceae, Prorocentrales, Prorocentraceae.